Messenger RNA from Xenopus laevis (African clawed frog), 4637 nucleotides. RefSeq names its product corticotropin releasing hormone receptor 2 L homeolog (gene crhr2.L). NCBI's taxonomy places the organism in Eukaryota, Metazoa, Chordata, Amphibia, Anura, Pipidae. Gene Ontology annotation, biological process: cellular response to corticotropin-releasing hormone stimulus; G protein-coupled receptor signaling pathway; long-term synaptic potentiation. The transcript has 12 exons. The coding region runs from base 1563 to 2804 and encodes 413 amino acids. Gene Ontology annotation, molecular function: peptide hormone binding; G protein-coupled receptor activity; transmembrane signaling receptor activity. Gene Ontology annotation, cellular component: membrane; axon terminus; dendrite. The record is from RefSeq and is a predicted model, not a curated record.
GUCCAGGGGUGUAACUACAGAGAAAACAGACUCUGCGGCUGGCGGAGGGCCCAGGAUGUAUAUGGGCCCCAUGAGGCCCUUAUUAAUGAGCAAUUUCAACAUAUAUUGGUAAAACAGGACAACCUCUGGAUAUGUUGGAGGCCGUGAAAUCAAUUUGAUGUGGGGCCCAGCAGGGCUGCCAUCAAGGGGGCACAGGUACUGCUGUACCGGGCCUGCGUCUGAAGAGGGCUAUUUAGAAAAGUGCAGCACAGCCGGGUCCCCUUUGACAGCGCUGAAGUCGUGCUGCUUCUGAAUUGACCUGAAUUGACAAAAACAGCUGAAAUUGAAGUCCCGAAGUGGUAAAGAGAUCCAAAGUCACUAAAGGAGGCCAAGUCCUGAAGACAUGAGUUGAAUUCUGCUGAAGACUAAUAUGUGUUUUUUAAAUCCCUAGCCAACAAUGUAUUGUUUUAAUAUUCUAUAGGCCCCUGCCACGUGUGUGUGUGUGUGUGACCUUUUUUAGCGCUGUGUGGUCUUCAGUGAUGUGCAGUAAUUUUGUUCAAGUUACACCUCUGUGUGUGUCUGUGUCAGGUCUAUCUCCAGUGUGUGUUGCAUGACAGUGGCACAUGUAGCUACUACAGUAACUGAGAGUAGUUCCAUUAGUUGGCAGCUAUAGUAAGUGCCAUUCCCCGAGCACUGACUCCCCCACUCGUGCAGCUCCAGUACAUAAGGGAUCAUACCCGGCACCGAAUGGGUUAAUAGCCCUUCCGGUCCGUUUUGUCGCACGUGGGGUCUGCCUGCAGUACCGGAGCCCAGUCUCCCCGUGUCUCUCCGUAUCCCCGGUUGUUCCCAGUCUCCCCGCACGGUGCAGCGCCAGCGUGACUGUGAUUGGCUGCCGGUGCGAGACUUACACACAGGUGGGCGGGGCCACGGAGCACAUGAUAAAUCCCAGUAUGAGAUCGCAGUGCCAGCGUUUGGGAUUAACACUGUAACUGCAGCUCCCUGCACCGGCCAUUCAUCGCAGCCCCUACUAACUGCCAGUCUGUAGUGUCAGCCUGUAGUGCCAGUCUAAACUGCCAGUCUGUAGUGCCAGCCUGUAGUGCCAGUCUAAACUGCCAGUCUAUAGUGUCAGUCUGUAGUGCCAGUCUAUAGUGUCAGUCUAUAGUGCCAGUUUGUAGUGCCAGUUUGUAGUGCCAGUCUGUAGUGCCAGUCUAAAGUGCCAGUUUGUAGUGCCAGUCUAUAGUGGCAGUCUGUAGUGCCAGCCCCUCUUAGCAGCAUUUAGUGCAGCCUCACAGUAUCAGACAUUGCAGCAGCCUCUAAUGCCAGUGUGUAGUGCCAGCUCCCACUACUAGCUUUAACUGCAGCACUCAGUGCCAGGCAUGAAUGCCAGCUCCUAUUGCCAGUGGAAGUCAGUAGUGCCAGUCUUCAGGGUCAGUAGCAUCCUCUAGGGAUAACUCAGGGUACCCGUUUCCAGCUCCAAGUACCAGCAUUACUUUCAUACCAGCUGCAACUACCAAAGCUUCUCUGCAGCUCCUUGUCUCUGCCACAUCCAGGUGCCCAUCAGACACUGACCCCACAGCUUGACAAUGGACAGCACCAUCUUUGAGAUUAUCAUAGAUGAAUUUGAUGCCAACUGCAGCCUUUUGGAUGCUUUUCAGGACAGUUUUUUGCACUCUGAGUCCUCCUCUUUGUUUGGCUUUGAAGGUCCCUAUUGCAGUGCCACCAUUGACCAGAUUGGCACGUGCUGGCCCAGGAGCAUAGCCGGAGAACUCGUGGAAAGACCCUGCCCGGAUUCCUUCAAUGGGAUUAGAUACAAUACAACUAGAAAUGUCUACAGAGAAUGCUUUGAAAAUGGAACCUGGGCGUCCUGGAUGAAUUACUCUCAGUGUGUGCCAAUUCUGGAUAAUAAGAGGAAGUACACCCUUCAUUACAAGAUCGCUCUCAUCAUAAACUACUUGGGGCACUGCAUCUCUGUCUUGGCUCUCGUUAUCGCCUUCUUGCUCUUUUUGUGUUUGAGGAGUAUAAGAUGCCUGCGGAACAUUAUCCACUGGAAUUUAAUCACUACUUUCAUCCUGAGGAACAUCAUGUGGUUCCUGCUGCAGAUGAUUGACCAUAACAUUCAUGAAAGCAACGAGGUCUGGUGUCGGUGUAUCACAACUAUUUACAAUUACUUUGUGGUGACCAAUUUCUUUUGGAUGUUUGUGGAAGGAUGUUACCUACACACGGCGAUAGUGAUGACAUACUCAACGGACAAACUUAGGAAAUGGGUGUUCCUCUUCAUAGGGUGGUGUAUUCCGUCUCCGAUCAUUGUGACCUGGGCCAUUUGCAAGCUUUUCUAUGAAAACGAACAGUGUUGGAUUGGGAAGGAGCCGGGGAAAUACAUUGAUUACAUAUACCAGGGGCCGGUGAUUCUCGUACUUCUGAUAAAUUUUGUAUUCUUAUUCAACAUUGUAAGAAUUUUGAUGACAAAACUGAGAGCUUCAACUACGUCUGAAACAAUACAGUAUAGGAAGGCCGUGAAGGCAACUUUAGUCCUUCUCCCUCUUCUGGGAAUCACCUACAUGCUCUUCUUCGUCAACCCCGGAGAGGAUGAUGUUUCUCAGAUCGUCUUUAUUUACUUCAACUCGUUUCUGCAGUCCUUUCAGGGUUUCUUUGUGUCAGUAUUUUACUGCUUCCUUAAUGGGGAGGUCCGGUCGGCUGCAAGAAAAAGAUGGCACCGUUGGCAAGACCACCAUUCUCUGCGGGUUCGGGUAGCCAGAGCAAUGUCCAUACCAACGUCUCCCACCAGAAUCAGCUUUCACAGUAUAAAGCAGACGGCAGCCGUCUGAUUGUAAUACCGCAAGAGACCACUAGGUUUCCCAUUCAUUGCCCUGAGGUUUCUUUUUGUUGUUUUUUUUUGCACUUUGUGGUGCCCUUGCGUGUUUGGUGGCCAUACAUUCGUACAUGAAGCUUUAUCCCUGCGAGGUGAGCAACACGGGAGAUGGACUGAGAACAAACGGCUGGAAGGCCGAGCGCCUCUUUCUGAAGAACCACUGGGUGGUGGAAGCACAAACUGUAGAAGGCACCUGGGUGCCCCACCCAUUGAGUUUCUUCUUCUUUGUUUUUUAUUUAAAUGUUGUGAUUGGACGGUGAAUUCAGCUCCGUUUUUUUCAUUGGUCGGAAGGUGGUUUUGCUGCAGAUAUGACUGUAUUUUUGCCAAUGGGUAAAAUAUUGAAUAUUUUCAUAGGCGUGUAUUUAUAAAUAUCUUUAUGGACACAAAUGGAAACGAACCAAACCCCCAUUGGUUGUUUUCUCCGCGCUGUUUAUUGUAUUUGCUAGGCUGCUUUUUUUAGGGAAGGGCAAGGAGGAGAUUCGCCCGGUGACACAGAGGGAAAAUCAAAUAAAAGUGUAAAGGAAAGGAGUGGGAUUUGUUUAGUAUAUUCAUCAAGUGUGGCCCUCAAGUUGUUAUUGAACUGGACCACCAGGUCAAAAUUCAAGAUUUAUGUCAUUUCCCCCCACCCGUUGGGAUGGGACCCAACCUUCCUUCAAUGCAUGUUUAGGUGCACUUGUAGCAACCCACAUAGCAACCAAUCAGUAGGCACCAUUUACUGGUCUACUGUUUCACAACAAAGUUCUAAUUGGUUGCUAUGGGUUACUAGGCCUGGAGCUAAGCUUCGCAGAUAGUUGUUCAACAGAACCACAAAAUUGACUUUCGAAAUCCACGGAAAGCUCAGAAAGAGACCAGAGACAAAUGUUUUUGGAUCACUGCCGUCUCUUCUACAUCUUACAGAAUCAUUUAAAGGUGGACACCCCAUUAACCUAGUUAUGGCCCCCCACUAAUUAUACGUGUCCAAGUGGAGCGCUCCAUGACACCGUUGGCAAGAACCAGAGAGAGAGAAAAGGAGGUAAGUGUUUGGGCCAAUCAAUUGCCGCUGAAAAAAGAAGCCUAAAUAUGGAGACAAAAAAAAAACGAAUUGAAAUAGGAGAAAUUGUGCCUACAUUUUGGGCAGAAAACAAGAAAACUAGGACUGUGAUUUUUUUUUUGUACCAAAUUGUAUCAACUGUUCUAUUAAUGGGCUGUGUAAUAAUUGUGUUUUAUUAUUGUAUAAAGUUUAAAAUACACCAGUUAAAGGGUAAAUCUAUCAUCAUAGACUGCAGAGUCCCAUAUUUAUUGGACGUUCCCAAACCCAAAGAGAGAAAGAGAUUUGGGCCCUUAUAGGAAAUUUUUUCCUGCUCAGUGUUCAAAGUUCUACUCCUCCUGCCUCCAUCUUAUUCUUCUCUCCGCCCUGUUCCUGUUUUUCUCUUCCCACCUCAUUGCCUUGCUCCGCCCCUCUACUCUGAUCCAGUGUAAAGAUGGCAGCUUUAUAUUGUCACAUUUUUUAAAGGUUUACUGCAUUCAUAUGGGAUUGUGUUGGGUUUUUAUUAUGAAUAUCCACAUUUUCUUGGGACUGAAGCGCAAGUCUUUGGUCGUCCAGAUGUUGAUGAACUCUCAGCAGCUUUCUCCGUCAGGCUUGCUUGGAGUUCUAGUUCAACCAUAAUCUGAAGGGCUGAAGGUUUUCUGUAGUUGUCUAAAACGUCAGCACUGGUGUAGAUACCCUUUGGCAAUGGGAACACCCAGGGGCAGAUUUAUUAAGGUUCGAGUUGUUUUUCCCUUAAAAGUUCGAGUUUUCGAGUUGUAUUUU